This is a messenger RNA of Neomonachus schauinslandi (Hawaiian monk seal), 1590 nucleotides long. It is a transcript of the gene CCNB2, whose product is annotated as cyclin B2. Gene Ontology annotation, molecular function: cyclin-dependent protein serine/threonine kinase regulator activity. Bases 252 to 1421 code for a protein of 389 amino acids. Gene Ontology annotation, cellular component: cyclin-dependent protein kinase holoenzyme complex; nucleus; cytoplasm. The record is from RefSeq and is a predicted model, not a curated record. Gene Ontology annotation, biological process: mitotic cell cycle phase transition; regulation of cyclin-dependent protein serine/threonine kinase activity. The transcript is spliced from 9 exons. Lineage: Eukaryota; Metazoa; Chordata; Mammalia; Carnivora; Phocidae.
GAAAAUUCAGCCAAUCCGCCUGCGGGAAUGCCUCCUGCCUAGCCAAUAGGAAGAGCGCGCCGUACGUAAGACCGCCCAAUGGGGGCGCGAGCGGCGCGAUAUUUGAAUCCUGUAACAAGGCGACAUUGCGAAGGUCUUAAGCGGUGCGGGCCGGAGUGUGGAGCUAACGGCGCCGCGGAAAUUGGUGUCCUCCCUCUCCGGUCCGCGUCCCUCCCUGGGCCGGGCUGGCAUUCUUGCCUGCCCCUUCCCACAUGGCGCUGCUCCGACGCCCGACGGUGUCCACUGAUUUGGAGAAUGCUGACACUGGAGUUAAUUCUAAAGCUAAGAGUCAUGUGACAAUCAGACGGGCAGUUUUAGAAGAAAUUGGAAAUAGAGUUACAACCAGAGCUACACAAGUAGCUAAGAAAGCUCAGAACACCAAAAUACCUGUUCAACCCACCAAAACAAAUGUCAACAAACAACUGAAACCUACUGCUUCUGUGAAACCAGUACAGAUGGAAGUGUUGGCUCCAAAGGGUCCUUCCACCCCACAGGAGGAUAUCUCCAUGAAGGAAGAGAAUCUCUGCCAAGCUUUCUCUGAUGCCUUGCUCUGCAAAAUCGAGGACAUUGAUCAUGAGGACUGGGAGAACCCUCAGCUCUGCAGCGACUACGUUAAGGAUAUCUACCAGUAUCUACGGCAGCUUGAGGUUCUGCAAUCCAUAAAUCCACACUUCUUAGAUGGAAGAGAGAUAAACGGACGCAUGCGCGCCAUCCUGGUGGACUGGCUGGUGCAAGUCCACUUCAAGUUUAGGCUGCUUCAGGAGACUCUGUACAUGUGCGUCGCCAUCAUGGACCGAUUUUUACAGCUUCAACUGGUUGGGAUUACAGCUCUGCUCUUGGCUUCCAAAUAUGAGGAGAUGUUUUCUCCAAAUAUUGAAGACUUCGUUUACAUCACAGACAAUGCUUAUACCAGUUCCCAAAUCCGAGAGAUGGAAACACUGAUUUUGAAAGAACUGAAAUUUGAGUUGGGUCGACCUUUGCCACUACAUUUCUUAAGGCGGGCAUCAAAAGCUGGGGAGGUCGAUGUGGAACAGCACACUUUAGCCAAAUAUCUGAUGGAGCUGACUCUCAUUGACUACGACAUGGUGCAUUAUCACCCUUCAAAGGUGGCAGCGGCUGCAUCCUGCCUGUCCCAGAAGGUUCUGCGCCAAGGAAAAUGGAACUUAAAGCAGCAGUAUUAUACUGGAUACACAGAAAAUGAAGUAUUGGAAGUCAUGCAGCACAUGGCCAAAAAUGUAGUGAAAGUUAACGAAAACUUAACAAAAUUCAUCGCCAUCAAGAAUAAAUAUGCAAGCAGCAAACUCCUGAAGAUCAGCACAAUUCCUCAGCUGAACUCAAAAGCUGUCCAAGAGCUUGCCUCCCCUCUGAUGGGACGGUCCUAGGCUGCUGUGGCCCUUGGGGAAGAGUGCUCCAUCCGUGCACUUGGUCUCGCUGAUUUGGAGCUCUUCACUUUGUAUAUAGUCCUCUGGUCUAUUUCAUGAAACCUUUCCUUAGACCUAUUUUCUAAAAUGUAUAUUGAGGAAAAAUAAAGCUGUUAAUUUUUCUUAAAGU